Molecule: messenger RNA, 294 nt
Organism: Drosophila hydei
Lineage: Eukaryota; Metazoa; Arthropoda; Insecta; Diptera; Drosophilidae
Exons: 2
Coding region: 17-229 (70 amino acids)
Source: RefSeq, a predicted model, not a curated record
UCAAAUCAUAAGCAAAAUGAAGCAGUUCGCAUUUAUUGGUGUUUUCCUUCUGAUGUUGGCCGUUGCAAUGGCUGCCAUGCCGCAAAUGCCGGUAAAGCAUUUGGGUCAAAUUAUGAACUCCGGUUUUCUCCAGCGAAAUGCCGGACAACAGGGUCAGCAGGGACAGGGUCAACAACAUGGUCAACCCCCGCAAAAGGGUCCGAAUGGCAGUGGACAAGGGCAGAACUGAGUGUUAAUUGGUUGUUGAACUAAUCUAAAUGGGCUAUUGAAAUGAGUUUCCGAUCGAAUAGUUGU